This is a messenger RNA of Dovyalis caffra, 3159 nucleotides long. NCBI's taxonomy places the organism in Eukaryota, Viridiplantae, Streptophyta, Magnoliopsida, Malpighiales, Salicaceae. The record is from the annotation of a GenBank genome assembly.
AUGAAGCUAGCUCAUAAAAGACCUAUUAGUGAAAAGGAUGUCUGGAAGUUAGACACAUGGGACCAGACUGAGACAUUGAUAAAAAAGUUCCAGACUUGUUGGGUUGAAGAGUCUCAAAGGCCAAAGCCAUGUCUUUUAAGAGCGCUAAACAAUAGUCUUGGGGCAAGGUUUUGGUUGGGAGGAUUUUUUAAGAUUGGCUAUGAUCUUUUUGAACUUGUGGGACCUAUUGUAUUGAGCCACCUCUUGCAGUCAAUGCAACGAGGUGAUCCAGCCUGGAAUGGUUAUGUCUAUGCGUUCUUAAUAUUCCUUGGGAUGUUGUUCACUGCGCUAUGUGAAUCUCGGUAUUUUCAGAAUGUUUUGCGUGUUGGUUUUCGGCUGAGGUCAACUUUGGUGGCUGCUAUAUUUCGUAAAUCCUUGAAACUGACUCAUGAAGGUCGAAAGAACUUCCCAUCAGGGAAGAUAACAAAUAUGAUUACAACAGAUGCCAAUACACUUCAGAAAAUAUGCAAACAACUUCAUGGAUUGUGGUCUGUUCCAUUUCGUAUCACCAUGUCCAUGGUUCUCCUUUACCAACAAUUAGGUGUUGCUUCACUUUUUGGUUCACUAGUGCUUGUUCUCGUGGUUCCCUUACAAACAAUUUUGAUGAGCAAAAUGGGAAAACUAACUAAGGAAGGAUUGCAUAGGACAGACAGAAGAGUCAGCCUCAUGAAUGAAAUCUUGACUACCAUGGAUGUUGUGAACGUUCCAGUUGUCGUGACAUUGGUUUCGUUUAGCACAUUCACCUUGCUUGGUGGAGAUUUGACACCUGCAAAGGCAUUUACGUCACUUUCUUUGUUUCAAUUGUUAAGAUACCCGCUAAACAUGCUUCCUAACUUACUGAGCCAGGUUGUCUUAGUCGCAAUUGUUGGUGGGACUGGGGAAGGAAAAACAUCACUUAUAUCUGCAAUGCUUGGAGAACUGCCUCCUAUGGAGGAUGCAAGUUGUGUUAUAAGAGGAACUGUUGCAUAUGUUCCUCAAGUUUCAUGGAUCUUCAAUGCUACUGUGCGUGACAACAUAUUGUUUGGGUCAGAAUACGAACCUUCACGCUAUUGGAAAGCAAUUGAUGUAACUGCAUUACAACAUGAUCUUGACUUACUUCCAGGCCACGACAUGACUGAGAUAGGUGAAAGAGGAGUCAAUAUUAGUGGUGGGCAGAAGCAAAGAGUUUCCAUGGCUAGGGCUGUCUACUCCAAUUCAGAUAUAUACAUAUUUGAUGACCCUUUAAGUGCUUUAGAUGCUCACGUUGGUCGAAAGGUCUUCGACAGUUGUAUUAAGGAAGAGUUACUAGGAAAAACCAGGGUUCUUGUCACAAACCAGCUACACUUUCUUCCACAAGUGGAUAAAAUUAUUCUUCUUAGUGAAGGUAUGAUUAAAGAGGAGGGAACCUUUGAGGAACUCUCUAAAAAUGGCAAACUGUUCCAGAAGCUGAUGGAAAAUGCAGGGAAAAUGGAAGAGCAAGUAGAAGAAAAAGAGAAUAGUGAAAAUCUGGACUACAAAAGCUCACAACCAGCAGCUACUGGGAAAAACGAGUUGUCACAAAAAGCAGGCUACACAAUGAAAGGGAAAGGAGGGAAGUCUGUACUUAUCAAGCAAGAAGAACGAGAAAGAGGUGUUGUCAGUUGGAAUGUUUUGACGAGCUCAAGCCUCCAUGCAGCCAAAAGACUUCAUGAUGCCAUGCUAGAUUCUAUCCUACGAGCUCCCAUGCUAUUCUUCCACACUAACCCAACUGGGAGAAUAAUCAAUAGGUUUGCGAAGGAUCUCGGUGAAAUAGAUUGUAAUGUUGCCAAUUUUGCCAACAGUUUUCUAAACCAAGCCUGGCAGCUGCUUUCAACUUUUGUGCUGAUAGGCAUUAGUACAUCCCGUGAAGUGAAACGUCUGGAUUCCAUUACCAGGUCUCCAGUUUAUGCACAAUUUGGAGAAGCAUUAAAUGGUUUGCCAAGUAUUCGAGCUUAUAAAGCAUAUGAUUGGAUGGCCAUCAUCAACGGGAAGUCUAUGGACAGUAAUAUCAGAUUUAGUCUUGUGACAGUUAGUUCAGAUGGUUGGCUUGCUGUAAGGUUGGUAACAUUAGGAGGGGUCAUGAUUUGGGUGAUCGCAACAUUUUCUGUUUUGGGGAAUGGAAGAACUGAAAAUCAUGUUGAAUUUGCAUCUAUAAUGGGGCUACUUCUUAGUUAUACUUUGAACAUAACUGAUUUGUUGAGUAGCGUUCUAAGACAAGCUAGCAGUGCUGAAAAUAGCUUAAACUCUGUUGAGCGUGUUGCCACAUAUAUAGAUUUACCCUCUGAAGCUCCAGGCAUAGUCAAAAGCAAUCGUCCUCCUCUUGCUUGGCCUUCAUCAGGAUCAAUUAAAUUCAGGGAUGUUGUUCUACGUUACAGGCCGAAGCUUCCUCCAGUCUUACAUGGUUUGUCCUUUGCAGUCUCACCUAGUGAAAAGCUAGGAAUAGUUGGAAGAACAGGAGCAGGGAAAUCUAGCAUGCUCAAUGCUGUAUUCCGUAUUGUAGAACUGGAAAGAGGAGAAAUCACCAUUGAUGGUUGUGACAUUGCUAAGUUUGGACUCACAGAUUUGAGGAAAGUUCUCAGUAUCAUACCCCAAUCACCAGUUCUCUUCUCAGGAAAUGUGCGAUUUAAUCUCGAUCCAUUUAGGGAGCACAAUGAUGCUGACCUAUGGGAGGCUUUAGAGAGGGCACAUUUAAAGGAUGCCAUUAGAAAUAAUUCUUUUGGUCUGGAUGCUGAGGUUUACGAGGGAGGGGAGAAUUUUAGUGUUGGACAGAGGCAACUACUUAGUCUUGCUCGAGCAUUGCUGCGAAGAUCUAAGAUUCUUGUUCUUGAUGAAGCAACUGCUUCUGUCGAUGUUAGAACAGAUGCUCUUAUCCAGAAAACCAUUCGAGAAGAAUUCAUAUCUUGCACAAUGCUAAUUGUUGCUCACAGACUAAAUACCAUUAUUGACUGCGACAGAAUUCUUGUGCUUGAGGCUGGUCAGGUUUUAGAACAUGCUGCCCCAGAGGAACUGCUAUCAAGUGAAGGAAGCACCUUCUCUAGGAUGGUUCAAAGUACAGGGCCAACAAAUGCACAGUACUUGCAUAGCCUGGUGUUUGAAAGUAAAGAGAACAAGUUGAGUAUAUAA